AUUCUUUGAACAAAUGCAAACUACUUGAUCUGUCUAACGAUGAUGUAGUUGUUGCUGAAGGCCGUUGGACCACGCAAGAUCGUAAAGCUUUGGUGAAUGGACUUUCACUCGGACCAAAGGCUGUAAAAGUGUUUGUUGAUGUGGUACAUGAAGCCAAUACAUUCAUAUGGAGGCCUACAAUGGAUGUUACAUACAUAGAAGACUGUUUAAUGUCCUUUGUAGCAUGGCCUUUCAACAAAGUUGUCUUCGAAAACAACCCAGAUGGAACAGGCCGGUUAUCUCCUAUUCAGAAUUAUGCAUCUACUCAAACAGCUCAUGGAAAAUCAGCAUCAUCAAGUCAAAAAUCCACAGCAACAGGUUCUAAAUCGCAACCAGCUCAUGGAAGAUCAGCAUCAGCAAGUAAAAAAUCCGCAGCAACAGGUUCUAAGUCGCAUAUGCAACCAAUCUCAGCAUCAUGUGAGAAGUCUCCAACAACAGUUCCAAAAGCUAAUGCAGUGGAAACUCAAACAGCUGCACCGUCCCGGCCUCUUCGAAGAUCUCCGCGGAAAAAAGGAGCUAUACAGGAAAAUCAGAAGUGUAUGUUACUGGAUAUUAAAGAAAGGAAGCAAGUUGUUGCUGAAGGACGGGUGAUUUCAACUGAUCCAGAGAGACGUGUACACUGUGCUCCUUUGGGUCUUAAUGCUGCGCAAGUUUUGGUAGAUAUAGUCCAGGUAGAUGAUGCAGCGGUUUGGAGGACAUCAUAUGAGAUUGAGUAUAUGAAAGAUGCACUUGGUUCAUUUAUCGCAUGGCCAACUGAUAACUUGGUCAUGUAUUGACUAUCGUCCAACUGAGGGGAUGAAGCAACUUUGGUCCAGCUAGCUUAAUUUAGGUUAAGACUAGUCUUUAUGUAUUUUGGAUUCAGAAUGUUUAAUGUUUGGUAUGUUGGAUUUGGAAUUGUUUUUGGUAUGUUGGAUUCGGAAUUGUGUUUGGUAUGAUGCGGAAGUGUUUUAAGUAUGUUGGAAUGUUUUUGAGAUGUUAUAAAUGGUUUCAUUUUAAAUU
Molecule: messenger RNA, 1038 nt
Organism: Arabidopsis lyrata subsp. lyrata
Lineage: Eukaryota; Viridiplantae; Streptophyta; Magnoliopsida; Brassicales; Brassicaceae
Exons: 3
Coding region: 180-815 (211 amino acids)
Source: RefSeq, a predicted model, not a curated record